Molecule: messenger RNA, 2291 nt
Organism: Varanus komodoensis (Komodo dragon)
Lineage: Eukaryota; Metazoa; Chordata; Lepidosauria; Squamata; Varanidae
Gene: TCTN2
Product: tectonic family member 2
Exons: 18
Coding region: 77-2125 (682 amino acids)
Biological process (GO): cilium assembly; smoothened signaling pathway; protein localization to ciliary transition zone
Cellular component (GO): MKS complex
Source: RefSeq, a predicted model, not a curated record
CGACCUUUCCCCGAGCUGGUACCUCCCAGACGGGUUGGGCGAGGACUCCUAUAAUUCCCAAUCCAAACUGAGGGUAAUGGGAGUUGCAGCCAACCCAUCCAGGCAGCACCAGGUUGGAGAAAGCGGCUUUAAAGUGUUCAGCAUUAACAGCUGUGUGACAGCCAGGAAUCCAACAGAUUUCCAGCCUCCCUUUAUAUUAAUGUCUGGGACCACAGUCACGGCUUCUUUGGCUGGCAGCUUGGCAGAUGUCUUCUCUCUUGCUGUAGUAGACAAUGAAACAGGAUUGCUGCCCUCUGAAGACUGUAGUGGAAGAAACAGAACUGGUGACUGGAGUUUGAAUGUCACAUAUCAAGUGAAUAUUUCCAGAGUGACUGUGCACUUGAACAAGACUCCGCACCUGUGCACUGAGAACCUCACCAGCUGCUGCUCAGAGGAACCUUGCGUGCUGGAAGCUUUGCAAGUCUCAGCUUGUCACGGGUUGAAGGUCGUGGCCCGUCUGUUGAUCCAAGCUAAAAUAUAUGCCAAUACGUCCUUGGGAAACAUGACAGGAAAAACAGAAGAUAAUGCGACAGUGAUUCCUAAUCAAGUGUUUCAGCCUUUGGGCUCUUGCCCCUGCAAUCUUACUGCAGGAGCCUGUGAUAUCCGUUGCUGCUGUGAUCUGGAAUGCUCCUCAGAGAUGAAGCAGCUGUUCAGCGGGUCGUGUUUUAGAGGUGUGUUUGGUGGGGACGUCAACCCACCUUUUGACCAAAUGUGCUCCGCCCACCCAGGAAGCAGUGCCCCUGACUGGUUUCCCUUCUUAUGCGUGCAGUCCUCACUUGACAAUACACCUUUCCUGGGUUAUUUCUAUCAAGGGGCAUUAUCCUCACGUGAAGUCUCUUCAUUUAAGAUUCCAUUCCAAACCAUCCCAGGAAAACUUUUUAGUGGUUACAAGCAAGGAGAUCCGAUUCUGAACAUGCAAAAUGAGUAUUUUACCAUUCCUCAGCAAUUCCUAGCUGGGCAAUGUGCGAGAAAUGCCCCCAUCGCAUUCCUUCGCAAUGUUGAAGCUAAAUGUCUCGCUACUUGUAAGGAGGCUGGGAGCUCGAUGCUUGAUAGAGCAAUAAACAGCGGUACUGGCGAUGCCGUCAAGCCACAAGUGACUAAGCAGAUAAAAUUGAAUGUAGGUAGCUGUGCUGGUACAGAAUGCAGAGAUACGACGUUUGCAGAAGAUUAUACAAUCAUAUGGGAAGGCAAGAGAAUAAUAGAAAUUAAAGUCAAAGUCCUUACUGGAGUGAUAUGUUCAGAAGAGGUACUGAUGCAGAAGUUCACCGUCAGCUUUGUGAGUGUAAAUGCUAGCAGCACAGAAGAAUUAUCUGGGAAUCCAGGUUAUCAAGUUGGCAAACCAAUUCGAGCAGCAAAUCUGAAUUCUUCUGAUUUGGUUACCACUUUAAAUCUUUGGAAGCCUGAUGGUAAGGGCUCAUGUGCGUCGGCCGGGCUCACGCCACUUUUGUUUGGAUUGAAUUCAGUCUCUGGAUGCAUUGAAGAGGUCGAUCUGAAGGACAGCUGCAGUCAGCUGAGAGAGAAUGUUGCUAAAAGACUAAAUUCCUUGGUGGAAGUUAGCCAUGUUGGGAAGAGAGGCAACUCCAAUGCCAGUGUCCUCGAUGACUGGGUGGAGAUCAUCCGUUUAGAUACACUUGGUCCCAAUACAAAUGAAAGUUUUGAGAAUUUAAAAGGCACCUGCCCCGAUAUUCCCGCACACUUGAAUAUUCAGAUAAUCACUGCUGAUGUGGGCGCUGUCGAAGGGAUUCCGCAGCAGGAGAUACUUGGUGUACAGCUCAGCUUUUCAAUGGUAACCUGGCAAGUUCAGUGUCCAAUUAUCUGUGAAGAUAAAACCAGCACUCUGCCUAUCUCUGUUGCGGUACAAUUUAUUAAAAUACCGGUUCAACCUCCUGUUCCAAUGACAAGAUUUCAGAUUAACUACACAGAAUAUGACUGCAGGAGAAAUGAUGUUUGCUGGCCCGAGCUUUUUUAUCCCUUGACGCGCUACUACACAGGAGAGCCGUACUCCCACUCUCUUGCUAAAGGUUUGGUGCUGGUAUUUUUCAUCCUAAUUGGAGUAGUGCUGAGUGUUCCUUGGAGAAAUGACUAAGUAUGACUCUUCAGUUUACCAACAGCAAAGGCAGCCAUUUUGAUAAAGCUUUUUAAUACUUUUAAUAAGGACUUUUCAAGAAAAAUUAUGGAAACAUAUUUGUUUUUAAUGUAUAUUUUUCUAAGGUCAAACAGUAAAAUAAAUAUAAUGUAUUUACAAAAUCAUA